AUGAUGGUUGCCAGAAAAAGUAGGGAUUUUGGCGGACAGAUCUUUGUGGGCAUUUUCUACUUGAUUGUAGUUUUGAAUUGCUUCAAUGAUGGGUUCAGAUCCCACGCUCAAUCAUUGCCCCCGGAUGAAGUGCAAGUUCUUGGAACAAUAGCCUCGAAGCUGAAUAACCCAUACUGGAGUGUGACCAACACCUCUUGUAAUAACGGUGUUGGUCUCAAUCGGACCUUCACCCCUGACUUCUAUAGUUGGGUGAUUUGUGAUUGCACUUUUGACAACAAUGCUACCUGCCAUGUGACAAGCAUUCAGCUGAAAGGUCUGAACUUGACUGGAAUUUUGCCUACAGAGUUCUCCAAUCUUACUCAGCUGCGAGUGAUAGAUUUGACUCGAAACUAUAUCAAUGGAACAAUUCCUCCAAGUUUUUCGCGGCUUCCUCUUACUAAUUUAUCACUUCUGGGGAAUCGAAUUGGGGGUACUAUCCCAAAGGAAGUCGGUGAUAUAUCUAGUUUGCAGGAGUUAGUUUUGGAAGAUAAUCAGCUUGAAGGACCUCUUGACCCACAUCUUGGAAGCCUUAGUAGUUUGAGGAGGCUGUUGCUUUCUGCCAAUAACUUUUCAGGACCAAUACCAGAGACGUUUGGCAAUUUGAAGAAUUUGACAGACUUUAGGAUGGAUGGAAGUCCAAUUACUGGAAGGAUACCGGAUUUCAUUGGAAACUGGACAAGCAUCCGAAGAUUGGACAUGCAAGGCACACAAAUCCAGGGACCAUUUCCUGCUGCCAUUUCCCAGUUAAAAAACUUGGUUGAGAUAAGAAUUUCUGAUUUGGGUGGUUCAAACUAUGCUUUCCCAAAUCUAGAUGGUGCAAACAAUCUGCAACUACUAAUGCUGAGAAAUUGCUCGAUUGUAGACACCAUACCAGAGUACAUAGGAAAUAUGGUCAAGCUGAAGACUAUUGACCUUAGUUACAAUAACUUGCGGGGUCCCAUCCCAAAUGCAUUUCAGAGCUUGAAUUAUGAUACUCUCAUUCUGGCUUCUAACUCAUUAAGUGGAGAGAUACCCUAUUGGAUACUGAACAGCAGAGAGAACAUUGAUUUAUCUAACAACAAUUUUACUGCAUCAGCAGGAGGAGGCUGCCAGUCUUCCUCUCUGAACCUUGUUUCCAGCUCUUCAAGUUCAACCAGUAAUUCAAUUCUUUGGUGCUUGAAGAAGGAUCUUCCUUGUUCAUCAAAAUCUCGAUAUACUUCACUUUUCAUAAACUGCGGAGGAGGGAGAGUGAGUUUUGAGGGAAAUGAAUACGAAGAGGAUUCAACAGACGGUGGACCAGCAUUCUUCUUUUCCUCCUCUGAGAAAUGGGCGUACACAAGCUCAGGAGCUUUUAUGAACAGAGAUAGGGCCAAUUAUAAAACGGGAAAUUCUUUUUCACUGAAUGUGACUGGUGCAGAUUUCUAUCAAACUGCUCGUACAGCCCCUGCCUCACUCAAAUAUUAUGGUCUUUGUCUGGAAAAGGGUAGCUACAGAGUGCGUCUUCACUUUGCUGAAAUUAUGUACUCUAAUGACACGAAAUUUAGCAGUCUUGGGGAACGCAUAUUCGAUGUUGCAAUCCAGGGCAAUGUAGUUCUGAAGGACUUUAACAUAAUGGAUGAAGCUAAAGGUGUGGGUAUAGGAAUUACCAAAGAUUUCAAUGAUACAUUAGUAAGUGGCAGCACUCUGGAGAUCCAUUUAUACUGGAGAGGAAAGGGGACAACUGCUAUUCCUGAUAGAGGCGUCUAUGGACCCCUGAUAUCUGCAAUCACGGUCACACCAAAUUUUGACACUAGUACAGGAGGGCUAUCUGUUGGAGCUAUCAUUGGCAUUGUAGCUGCUUCAUGUGUUCUGGUAGCUUUGAUUCUUGUUGUAUUGCGGAUGAGAGGGUAUUUAGGUGGAAAAGAUGAAGAGGAUAAAGAACUUCGAGCCCUGGAUUUACAAACAGGUUAUUUUACUUUGAGACAGAUCAAAGCCGCUACAAAUAACUUCGACUUGAAGAAUAAGAUUGGUGAAGGAGGGUUUGGUUCAGUUUACAAGGGGAUCUUAUCGGAUGGUACAGUUAUUGCUGUUAAACAGUUAUCUUCAAGGUCAAGGCAAGGAAAUCGUGAAUUUGUCACUGAAAUUGGCAUGAUAUCUGCCUUACAACAUCCAAAUCUUGUGAGGCUAUAUGGAUGUUGCAUAGAAGGGAAUCAGUUAUUGCUUAUCUAUGAAUACCUGGAAAAUAAUUGUCUUUCUCGAGCAUUGUUUGGUCAACAAGAACAGCGCAUAUACCUUGACUGGCCAACAAGGAUGAAGAUAUGCGUAGGGAUCGCCAAAGGCUUAGCAUAUCUUCAUGAGGAAUCACGGUUGAAAAUUGUUCACAGAGACAUAAAGGCUUCAAAUGUACUGCUUGAUAAGGAUCUUAGUGCAAAAAUAUCUGACUUUGGCUUAGCCAAGCUCGAUGAAGAGGAAAACACCCAUAUUAGCACCCGAAUUGCUGGAACAAUAGGUUAUAUGGCUCCCGAGUAUGCUAUGAGGGGCUAUUUAACAGACAAAGCAGAUGUCUACAGCUUUGGAGUUGUCGCAUUGGAAAUUGUCAGUGGGAAAAGUAACACUAACUACAGGCCCAAAGAAGAAUUUGUGUAUCUACUUGAUUGGGCCUACGUCCUGCAGGAGCAAGGAAGCCUUCUUGAGCUUGUGGAUCCUAGUCUAGGCUCAAACUAUCCUCAGGAAGAAGCAAUGAGAAUGUUAAAUUUGGCUUUGUUAUGCACUAAUCCAUCUCCUACCUUAAGGCCAUCCAUGUCAUCUGCAGUUAGUAUGCUUCAGGGCAAAAUUCCGGUUCAGGCGCCACUAAUCAAGCGUAGCACAAUCAACGAGGAUGCAAGAUUCAAAGCCUUUGAGAAGUUAAUAUCAGGAGACACUCAAGUUUCGACAUUUUCUGUGGAGAGCCACGCCCAGAGGAGUAUUUCAUCUGAUGGACCAUGGAAUGGUGACUCGUCUUUUUCUUCCCCUCGCAAGCAUGAACCACUGGAGCCUUCUUCAUCUAGCAAUCCUCUUAUCGAUUUUAGUUCUUGAAGCUUCAGUUAAAUCAUUAAGAUGUAUAUAGAGCUUGAUCUGACCCAAAAAUGGCUGAUUGCUUAGGUAGAGUUACCAGUGUUCAUAUUCAUUGCACAAACAUUCACGGUCCUGAAAUUUUGUAGUUUUAUCGAUUCAAGGGGACGAUUCUCAAGCAUUCUAAAUUACUGAUUGUGUAAUUGUGGUUGAUAGGUUUCAAAGUUAACAUUCACAUUACAUUACGCCCUCAAUCAAGGUUUUCAUUUGUCCUCUGGUACUAAAUAAUAUACACCUUUUCAAGGAAAAGAAAAAAAGACUAAUACACUACCUUGAACCUCAAGUCUGACCUGACUACUUUAUUAAUCUGCAUGGAAGAUUGACCUCGGAAUUCGGGAAAAUCUCAAGGGAGCCUCGAUAUGCGUGCCGAUCUCAAAAUGAAGGUGGCCUGGCAAAUGAUAAUACCCAGUUGCUGCAUUGCAAAAUCCAUUAUAAUAGUGUCCAAUUGCUUUCGCUUCAUGCCAAUGCCAUGUUUUGCAGAGCAGUAUGGAGUUUGGAUUAAAUAUCAUUUCAGCUAGUAUUGAGAUGUGUGUAAAUCCUGCAGCAUAAUUUAUCCUGAUUUCCUGACUCUUUGAUGAGCAACUCAAAGAAUCAGUGCCAACAGAUGAGACAUAAUCUUUUUUUUUUUUUUUUUUU
This is a messenger RNA of Oldenlandia corymbosa var. corymbosa, 3744 nucleotides long. Lineage: Eukaryota; Viridiplantae; Streptophyta; Magnoliopsida; Gentianales; Rubiaceae. The record is from the annotation of a GenBank genome assembly.